This is a messenger RNA of Linum tenue, 230 nucleotides long. The record is from the annotation of a GenBank genome assembly. NCBI's taxonomy places the organism in Eukaryota, Viridiplantae, Streptophyta, Magnoliopsida, Malpighiales, Linaceae.
UGCUUGAGGGUGGUGAUGGUAGUGGAGAUUUAACAUUGAGACAGCUAGUUAUGAAGGGAAAGAAAAAAUUUAAAGUGAAGAAUGCAGCAAGCUCAUCCGGUGUUGAUAUUGAUGUGUUGAAGGGUGCUGUGUUGCGAUAUGCAAGGGAUUCGAAUAACUUGAAGGAAAUCCUUUUCAGUCGUGUUGAUGGAUUCGAUUGCUUGUAUAGAAAAGACACAGAGACUUUGGCA